Molecule: messenger RNA, 2123 nt
Organism: Hyposmocoma kahamanoa
Lineage: Eukaryota; Metazoa; Arthropoda; Insecta; Lepidoptera; Cosmopterigidae
Gene: Rab40
Product: ras-related protein Rab-40C
Exons: 5
Coding region: 324-1193 (289 amino acids)
Biological process (GO): protein localization to plasma membrane; intracellular signal transduction
Cellular component (GO): endosome; synaptic vesicle; plasma membrane
Molecular function (GO): GTPase activity; GTP binding
Source: RefSeq, a predicted model, not a curated record
UAGUAACGAAAGACAGUUAUUUAAUGUUAUAUUAUAAUCAGAAUCCCGAGAGAUUAACAAAUGUAAUCAUGUGGGGACGGUAAUAAAUAACGACUUUGUGUACAAAAGAUUCAACUUUUGUUGGCACAUCAAGUAGAAAUUGUGGUUAUUUUGUGUCGUUUUUAUUGAACUUCUGUAAAGUGUUGUGGCCUGGACUUAUCGUACGGUGUGAAGAGGAGGCUGAACUUGAUGGAUUACAUUAAGGAAUAAGUUCUAGACGGUAUUAUGUAUACAUUCGUGUGUGGUGACGACCACCUGGAGCUCAGGCGAUUGACUUCAGAAUUAUGUUCACCACGACUGGAAUGGUAGCAGCACCCCAGCAAGCGACUAACGCAGUCGCGCAGAAUGGGAGCACCACGUUACCUCGGUCCCACCAUCAAAGAACAGGUCGACCUCCCGCAGCUCCGAAGUCAUAUGAUUAUCUACUAAAAGUUCUCUUGGUCGGAGAUUCGGAUGUGGGGAAACAAGAAAUACUCCAGGACUUAGAGGAUGGAUCUGCUGACUCUCCAUUUUGUAGUGGCAGUGCAUAUAAAACAACGACUAUCCUCUUGGACGGGAAGCGAGUGAAGCUCCUACUAUGGGAUACGUCAGGGCAGGGCCGAUUCUGCACUAUACUCCGAUCAUACUCCCGGGGAGCGCAAGGCAUUCUGCUCGUCUAUGACAUCACCAAUAAAUGGUCCUUCGACAGUAUUGACAGGUGGCUGGAAGAAGUGGAGAAACAUGCGCCAGGCGUACCCAAAGUGCUGGUGGGCAACCGAUUACACCUAGCGUUCAAGCGUCAAGUGCAAGAGCGUGAGGCGGAGCAGUACGCCGCCAAAAACCAUAUGGCCUUCUUCGAAGUGAGCCCACUAUGUGAUUUCAACAUUCGCGAAAGCUUCUGCGAGCUAUCACGAAUGGCACUCCAUCGGAACGGCAUGGAACGACUCUGGAGAAGCAAUAAAGUACUAAGUCUCCAAGAGCUAUGCUGUCGCGCGAUAGUGGCAAGAACAUCCGUAUAUGGACUAGAACGAUUACCGCUACCUACUACAUUGAAAUCCCACCUGAAGUCAUAUGCGAUCUCUGCAGCGCCAAGCCGACAUCGUGCGCGUACUACAAAACAUGCUCAUCAUACGCGUCUUAAUUGUACUGGACGAAACUCGUGUUCCAUCGCUUGAACCCUACGAGGCUCACGUCAUUCCGAAGUGAUAUCAUCUUUCAAUACAGGUAAUGAAUGAGUGGUGUAAAAUACAUAUAUCGAUUGUCAUAUUUUGACAUCAUUUGUAAAGGUAUUUAAAGUACUGAGUGUCAAUAUGAUCAUCGAUAUGCUACUCGAUUCUCUAAUGACUACUAUAACUCUACCAUGACACAACAAUCAAAACAAGAGUUGCUAGAGACCUAGAAAAAUAUUUGUACGACAGUGUCCCUGUCAUCAGCGGUCACGAGACAAUCAAAAAUUUGCUAUAUAUUUUGCACUGCAACUCAUGGUAGGAAUACUGUGUACUAGCAAUGUCCUUUUGCGACUUAAUAAAUAACAGUGAAGUGUCAUAUUUAGUACGUGUAUAGGAUGAGUUUCCACUAUUAAAUUUUCGUUAUAUUAAACAAAUCUUGUAAAUGGAAGAUUCAUGUGACUUAUUUAGAACUUAAUUGAUGCUAACAAUAUUUCCUAAUUGUAUGAAGUAGUUUUCUGAAAGACUCUAAUCAAAAUGCAAGACUAAUCAUAAAAUAUCUUUACCUCUAUUGUAUUUUGAACAACACGAAUUUCAAAAACAGUAAUGACAAAUUUGGUAUUAGAUUGAUUCCCUAAUGUACGUAUUCAUAUACUUGUCAUUGUAAUAUGUGAACAGGGGUAAUAUGUGUACAUAACUAAUUUGCCCACACCUAAGUUUUUAUUCUUAGCAUUUGCUAGACAGCUUACCCUCUGCAGAGUCCAUACAUCGCCACUGCUAAAUACAAUAUACACGUCCUGACUGUAACGAAAGUAUAAACGUAAACGCUUGCAACUAUCUUCAUGGUAAAUUAUCAACAUCGAUAAUUCAAAAUUAAUUAUAAAUUAUCAAUAUUGAUAAUUCAAAAAUUAUCAAUAUUGAUUAAUUCUAAAUUAAUUA